This is a messenger RNA of Aspergillus nidulans FGSC A4, 543 nucleotides long. RefSeq lists its product as uncharacterized. The transcript has 4 exons. NCBI's taxonomy places the organism in Eukaryota, Fungi, Ascomycota, Eurotiomycetes, Eurotiales, Aspergillaceae. The record is from RefSeq and is a predicted model, not a curated record. Bases 1 to 543 code for a protein of 180 amino acids.
AUGGCCGACGGACUUAACCAAGCACGCGCCCUAAGGGUGGCCGAACUCAUGAACGAUUACCGUACUCUGCUCGUUCAUAUUAACCAACUCAAUGUGCCGGUACCACCAGCGGAUCAAUCAGAAGAGGGAUACAGGGUGCUCAGGGAGUGCGUGGCAGCCGCGAAUGCCUUAAUGGCUUCGAACUAUACCCCCAGCCCGCCGCCGGCAAACACUUCUGCGGAUGAGGCCGAAAAGGCCCAGUUGCAAAGAGUCAUCCUUGACGGCAGUGCCCGGCGAUUCCAGGCCCAUCGAAUCUACCUUCGAACUGCGGCAGCUAAGCGCUGGAUCAUUCAUCGAGACGGUCUCCUCCGCGGACAGCGACCUGGACCACAGCAUGCCGGACCGAUGAAGACUAUUAGCAACACCUUACGAGAGGAGCUAGCACAGAUCUCGAAUCAGCAUGUCUUCGCAGAUCUCCGAGCCGCUGACGUACGAGCAGGACACUGGCUUGCCGAAGACCCAACCCUGGAUACGAUUCUUUCAUGGAUCCGGUCUCAUCCAUGA